This is a messenger RNA of Salvia splendens (bonfire salvia), 993 nucleotides long. RefSeq lists its product as uncharacterized. NCBI's taxonomy places the organism in Eukaryota, Viridiplantae, Streptophyta, Magnoliopsida, Lamiales, Lamiaceae. The record is from RefSeq and is a predicted model, not a curated record. The transcript has 2 exons. The coding region runs from base 176 to 769 and encodes 197 amino acids.
ACACUUUUCUUGACCUUGUGAAUUUCAUGCACCCAUAUAGGUCAUAACCUCUAACAUAUAACCACCUCCAUAAAUCCAAGCAAAAAUCCCUAUCUACAAAUCAUCCCCUUACCAUAAUUCAUUUUUCUCACUAUACACAAAGAAAAAAAAUCAAGAAGAUAAGCCAAAAAAUACAAUGGGGAAUAGUUUAGGAGGAAGUAAGAGUGCAAAAGUAAUGAAGAUGAAUGGUGAGACUUUCAAGUUAAAGACUCCUAUUCGGGUCGGGUCGGUCGUGGAGGGCUACCCGGGCCACGUCUUGCUCGAAUCGGAGGCGGUGAAGCAUUACGGCGUGAGAGCCAAGCCGUUGGAGCCGCAGCAGCAGCUGAAGCCGAAGCGCCUCUAUUUCCUCGUUGAGCUGCCGAAAUUCCCCGAGGAAAAGGGCGCGAGGAGGGUAAGAUCGGGAAUUCACAUGGGCGCGAAAGACCGGCUCGAGAGCCUGAUGCUGGCGCGCCGGUCGGCUUCGGACUUGUCCAUCAUGAAGCCGCCGAGCAUAGACAAAAGUGGGGGCGGCGGAGUGAGGGUGAGGAUGAGACUGCCGAGGGCGGAGGUGGAGAGGCUGAUGGCGGAGAGCAAAGAUGGCGGUGAGGUGGCAGAGAAGAUUGUCGGCUUAUGCAUGACGAAGGAGAAGAAUGUGCAUUUGAAUGGAGAUCGCAUUAAUUCUCGCGAGAAGCGUGUUGGAUUCUUACCUACGAAUGAAGGAGAGAUCCACCAUAUUGUUAUGGCGUCAUAACAUAUACAGUAUAUGUAUAAAUCGUUAGUCUAUUUUAUGAUUUAUAUCUCCAAAUUCCCAUGUAACAGUUUUCAGCAACAAAUAUGAUCCUGUUAAAUUGUGUAAAGGGUCCGAUUUUAGAUGAUGAAAAUAAUGUUUAGUACAGGUGAAUUUUGAGAGAUUAGAUUUUCAGAUUAUCUUCUUAAAUAAUCUAAAUUACUAUCAUAAAUAUCCCAUCUAUGUCA